Phacochoerus africanus (Common warthog) is the source of this 1605-nucleotide messenger RNA. It is a transcript of the gene LRIT2, whose product is annotated as leucine rich repeat, Ig-like and transmembrane domains 2. The coding region runs from base 1 to 1605 and encodes 534 amino acids. The record is from RefSeq and is a predicted model, not a curated record. Gene Ontology annotation, molecular function: protein binding. The transcript has 2 exons. NCBI's taxonomy places the organism in Eukaryota, Metazoa, Chordata, Mammalia, Artiodactyla, Suidae.
AUGUCUGUCUCUUUGGGAACAAUCCCAAGGAACCUUCCUGAAGAGUUCAAGCAAGUGAGAAUUGAAAAUUCACCCUUAUUUGAACUGCCUCAAGGGUCUUUCAUCAAUAUGAGCACCUUGGAGUACCUUUGGCUUAAUUUUAACAAUGUCACUGUAAUCCACCUAGGAGCGCUGGAACACCUGUCAGAACUGAAAGAGCUGAGGCUAGAGGGGAACAAACUCCGGUCAGUACCAUGGACAGCGUUCCGUGCCACCCCACUUCUGAGAGUUUUGGACCUCAAACACAACAAGAUUGAUGUACUCCCUGAAUUGGCUCUUCAGUUCUUGGUCAACUUGACCUACCUUGACCUGUCCUCCAAUAGGCUUACAGUUGUAUCCAAGAGUGUCUUCUUGAACUGGCCAGCCUACCAGAAACGCUGGCAGCCUGGCUGUGGGGCUGAGAUUCUCUCUAGCAUGGUGCUGGCACUGCACAACAACCCCUGGCUGUGUGAUUGUCGCCUAAGGGGACUUGUCCAGUUUGUAAAGUCCAUCAGGCUUCCAGUCAUCCUGGUAAAUCCCUACCUCCUGUGCCGAGGUCCUCUCUCCAAGGCAGGACAUCUUUUUCAUGAAACAGAGCUCAGCAUUUGCAUGAAGCCUCAAAUCUCAACCUCCAGUGCUAAUGUCAGUAUCCAGAUAGGACAAAAUGUGACUCUGCGGUGCUUGGCACAGGCUAGCCCCUCACCAACUAUUUCGUGGACUUAUCCCCUGAGCACGUGGAGAGAAUUUGAUGGUAAGGCUGUUUUGCUCUCUCUCCACCCAGUGCUGACCUCGUCUCCUGCAGAAGAUGCUGCUCUGUCUGAGCUGGUCAUACCUGCUGCCCACCUGAUAGACAGGGGCAAUUACACCUGUGUGGCCUCCAACUCCAUUGGCAGGAGCACCCUUGUCAUCUCCCUUCACGUCCAGCCCAUCCAGACCCUGCCUGCACCCCAUUCUCUUUUCUCCCCUUCGGAGGGCAAUGCUUAUGUUGACCUGCGGGUUGUCAAGCAGACUGUGCGUGGGAUCCUACUGGAGUGGUUUGCAGUGGACGACACCCCUGAGAAGUGGUUCACCCUCUACAUUGCGUCAGAUGAAGCCCUCAGGAAGGAGGUGGUUCACAUGGGCCCCGGAAUCAACACAUAUGCCGUCGAUGACCUCCUCCCUGGUACAAAGUAUGAGGCCUGCCUUAGCCUGGGGGGUCAGCCACCACGCCAGGGCCGGUGUGUGGUCUUUGUGACAGGCAGAGACCACAGCCGGCUGGAGGGGCGGGAGCGCCUCUUGCAUACCACAGUGAUCCUCUGCAUCGUGCUGCUUGCGGUGCCCGUGGGCGCCUAUGUUUGGGCUGCUCAGGCCCCCUGCAGCUGCAGGGAGUGGGUUCUGCCCCUCUGUGCUCAUCGUAAGAGAGCCCCCAGGUGCCCCCUUGCCAUCCCACAGCACAUGGACCGCUCCUAUACAGACGACACAGCUGUCUGUGAGGAAGGCCUGGAGCACAGAGAUGCUGAGGGGGAGGGGGACAGGCAGAAAGAGAGGGAGAUAGUGGCUGAACAGCCUUGGGCUGGAGAAGGUGAGGGGAAUGCUGCAGGCCUCUAG